AUGGAGGGACCCACGCUAUGGUCCAAAUUCGAGAACAGGGAAGAAGACUGGACAGGACUGUCGGACCCGAAGAAACGAAAACAGCUCCAAAACCGCAUUAAUCAGCGAGCACGCCGAACACGGAAGCUUCACGCACAAUUGGCAUCAAUUCUGCCCAGCCACGGCGCAUAUGCGGACAAAGUCGCUCCUUCGAAGCGAGCAGCCGGGCCCAGUGUCUGGAGAGCCAGUCCGACUUAUCCGCUCUACCAGGGCGGCUCCCUCAGUGCUCUCGAAUGGGACAUUUUAUUCUUCGCUAGAGACAAAUUAUGGCCCAAACCAUACAACUCGUCGCACUGGGCCCUCUCAAACCGCUCGGCCGCCUCUCGGGCCCUCAGCGACCUUUGGUCCAGACGCAUGCUCGAGGUCCCCAUGCUGCGCCACUCCGUCAUCCUUGCCACGUGCCUGGACCUCGAAUAUCUGACGGGUCGGGAUUACACAACUAUCCGACUCCGACACGCCAACGCCGUGAUCAAACAAGUGCUGCUCGGCAUCAACAUCAACGCGUCUUCCACUGACGCAUUGCCCCAACAAUUGGGGAGCCAGGUCGGCUCCUGCGACGAACUCUUCUUCGCAGUCAUGUCUCUGGCCAAGCAGAGUCAGAGCACCAGCAUCACUCCCCUCCCAGGCACGUUCGGCCUCUUUGACCCGCCCUUCCCUCUUGGCCUGCAAUUCCUCAACCUCUGGGGCCAACAUCAAAGCGACCACAUGCACUGCCGGGCCAUGCAGCAGAUGGUGCGGUCACGGGGUGGCCUGGCCGACGCGGGGAUCGAGACCCCAGGCUUCGCCGAGGCGCUGUACCAGUUUGACAUUCUGGAAAGUGCAAAGACCCUGAGUCGGCCGUGGAUGGACAUCCCGUCGAGUCGCUGGCGUCUGGUGAGCAAGGAAGUCGCUGCGUCGAGGGGGAGCAUUGAGAAAGACGUACGCGACAAGUUCGUCCAAGCACUCCCGCGGGCCUCACUUUCUCCCUACGCGUCCCUCUUGGACAUCCUCUCCAACAUACGUGUCUUUUGCACCUGCGUGCAAACAAUGCAGGGUCAGAUGGAGCCGGGACCGGGAUCAACAGCGCAGGACCCCUGCACAUUACUGUUACGAGACCUAUCGGCCCUUCGAGAUAGGAUUGAGCAUCGCUUGUUGGCUUACACGUUUGUCGGCCACUCGCUCGGAGAACAACUCUGCUGGACGACGGCUUUGAUUUUCACGCAUUGUGUCAUCUACCCGUUGCCCAACCGAGAGCCCGUGGAGAUUCUGCUGGGUCGGCUCAUGGCGUCGCUGCAUAUCUUGGAUGUGGAUCACCCAGAUGUAGGGCGUCCGUUUCUGAUUUGGGUUUGCAUGAUCGGCGCCAUGGCCUGUCCAGCAGCGGCGGACCGGACGAGGACACGAUUCUUCUCGGAGAGAUUAAAUGCAUAUGCGGCCGCUGAGGGCGGCAUCUCUUCAUGGUCCCAGCUGAGACGUCUCCUCAAGGGUUUCCUGUGGCUUGAUCGAGCUUGUGAAGAUGGUGGACUUGCCGUCUGGAGUGGUCUGUCGAGUCCCGUGACAGAGUUGGAGGGCCAGUGA
Cladophialophora yegresii CBS 114405 is the source of this 1593-nucleotide messenger RNA. RefSeq lists its product as uncharacterized. Lineage: Eukaryota; Fungi; Ascomycota; Eurotiomycetes; Chaetothyriales; Herpotrichiellaceae. The coding region runs from base 1 to 1593 and encodes 530 amino acids. The transcript is spliced from 3 exons. The record is from RefSeq and is a predicted model, not a curated record.